Molecule: messenger RNA, 506 nt
Organism: Ipomoea triloba (trilobed morning glory)
Lineage: Eukaryota; Viridiplantae; Streptophyta; Magnoliopsida; Solanales; Convolvulaceae
Exons: 2
Coding region: 31-396 (121 amino acids)
Source: RefSeq, a predicted model, not a curated record
GGCAUAUUCCGGCAUCAUCACUUCUACAUAAUGUGCUACAAUUUCACAACGUCAAUGCUUGAAAUCAUUGACAACAGGCCCCUUCCAAAAGGAAUGAGAAUUCAACAAAAGUAUGCUGACAGUCCAAAAGUACUGAGCACUGCAUUUUCGGAGUAUUUGAUGAAAAGAGGACAUACCAGUCUAGCUGAGAGGAUAACAAAACUGCCCGUGGAGCUGGUAAAAAUGAAUUGGAGAACAGCUGAUAACAGGACUGAUUGUGGAUUGUAUUGCAUGCGCCACAUGGAGACCUACAUGGGCAAUCCACAAUGGAAAUGUGGUUUUACUCUGAAAAACCCAAAUGUAAGUUUACAUCAAACUUUAAUCAUUUAUACUGCUCAUUCAAUUAUAAAAAUUUAAAUAACAAACAAUUAACACUAAUGCAGGACCCAUAUUUGGCAUCACUACGAGCAUUGUACACAUCAAGGAUCAUCAUGAUGCCCGUGAAUGUUCACAAAGCAAAUGUCAUA